AGUCGCAACCGCGUUCUUGCAUAAUCAUUGUUCAUUAAGUACUUGCCUGCCUGACUUCUUUUUCAUUUCAUGUCUGCUGUUUCUUUCUAUAUAUUAAAACUUCUCUAUACCAUUUUCUUCAACACCGAAAAUCUGCAUCACGGAUCAAUUUCCAUGGCUGUCUUCUUCUUGUUUCUUCUGUUUGUAUUUCCAACCUACGCUAUUCGAUCUUUUAGUAGCGAAACUAAUGGCGUAAAGAUUGAUCAGUUUGAUGUCUCUUUGCAAUUUUUGGAGGCACCAGAAUAUCAAAAUGGGUUGGAGUGUGCUUCUAUUAGUAGAAAGAGUUUGCUUUUGACUUGCGAUCCUUCUCUUGUUCAUGUAGCAAUGACGCUUGAUCCGGAGUACUUGAGAGGAACCGUGGCAGCUAUCCAUUCAGUUGUCAAACAUGCUUCUUGCCCUGAAAACAUUUUCUUUCACUUGAUUGCGUCUAGUUCAGGCAAGAUUAGUCCUGGAGACCUGACCAAGAUUGUAAAGUCUGCGUUCCCUUCUUUGAGCUUCAAGGUCUAUGUCUUCAAUGAGAAUCUUGUUGAUGGUUUAAUCUCAACUUCCAUUCGUCGAGCUCUUGAUAACCCAUUGAAUUACGCAAGGAGUUAUUUAGCUGAUAUACUUGAGCCCUGCGUUAAACGUGUGAUUUAUUUGGAUUCUGAUGUUAUCGUUGUUGAUGACAUUCAAAACCUAUGGAGGGUUCCUCUUACUGGAUCAAGAAUCAUAGGAGCACCAGAAUACUGUCAUGCGAAUUUCACCAAGUACUUCACUGAUGAAUUUUGGUCGGAUCGUGAGCUCUCGGGGAUUUUUGCAGGGAAAACGGCUUGUUACUUCAACACUGGUGUGAUGAUAAUGGAUUUAGCUAGAUGGAGAGAGGGUGAAUAUACGAAGGAGAUAGAGAAAUGGAUGAGAAUACAAAAAGAGAGAAGGAUUUAUGAUUUGGGUUCUCUUCCACCAUUUUUAUUGGUUUUUGGUGGAGAUGUUGAGGGUAUUCAUCAUAGAUGGAACCAGCAUGGACUCGGUGGUGAUAAUGUGGUUAGUAAUUGCAGGUCAUUGCAUCCAGGACCUGUAAGUUUGCUGCACUGGAGCGGUAAAGGAAAGCCAUGGAGGAGACUUGAUGAAAGGAAGCCCUGCCCGAUUGAUUCUCUUUGGGCACCUUAUGACCUCCAUAAACACCAUAGCCACCCUCGUCAUCAAAAGAGAAGGCUACAGUGAUCAAUUUGUUCGUUUAGUGUAAAAAGAUGAUUCUUUUAAUUGUUAUUAUUUCUUUUAAUUCAGUCCUCAAUUCAUAUUUUUGGCUGAGGGGACAGUUUUUGUAGUGUAUAGAGAAAGAUACUAAGUACAGAAAUUUAUUGUAUCAAUUUUUGGAGUUUUGAUGGAUCAAUUUUUCUUAGAGAUUAAUCAGAUGAAAAGAAUGCGUCUUUCUUAUU
Molecule: messenger RNA, 1454 nt
Organism: Ricinus communis (castor bean)
Lineage: Eukaryota; Viridiplantae; Streptophyta; Magnoliopsida; Malpighiales; Euphorbiaceae
Product: probable galacturonosyltransferase-like 10
Exons: 1
Coding region: 70-1239 (389 amino acids)
Cellular component (GO): Golgi apparatus
Molecular function (GO): glycosyltransferase activity
Source: RefSeq, a predicted model, not a curated record